UCUUCAUUCUCUCUCCACCCACCAGGCGGCCGCUCAGAGUUGAGCCCAAUGCGGGAAACAGCAGCAGACUGAGCACCGCUGUCAACGACCGGCUCCGAUACCGGACCACUGACUCGAAAGGUGGACUUGAUUUCUGUCUUCAACAUUCAGUGUGUAGCAGGUUCAGCCCUCGGCGGGGACAUGCCGGAACCCGAGGGGAAUCGUCUGUCACCGCAAGGUGUCCCUUACACCGACCUGCCGCACAUCGUCAACGCCGACGGACUGCACCUGUUCUGCCGUUACUGGGAGCCCGAGAGUCAGCCAAAGGCACUGGUGUUUGUAGCCCAUGGAGCGGGAGAGCAUAGUGGUGGUUAUGCUGACAUUGCUCACAGCCUGACCCAGCAUGGUAUUCUGGUGUUCGCCCACGAUCACGUUGGUCAUGGCCAGAGUGAAGGCGAGAGGAUGGCUAUCAAAAACUUUCAGAUUUACAUCAGAGAUGCCCUCCAGCACAUUGACAUCAUGAAGGGCCGCAACCCCAAUCUGCCAGUGUUCAUAAUCGGACACUCAAUGGGAGGGGCCAUUUCCAUUCUGACCGCAUGUGAGAGGCCGCAGGAUUUUGCAGGUGUGGUUCUCAUAGGUCCCAUGGUUCAGAUGAAUGCUGAAUCUGCUACACCUUUCAAGGUUUUCCUGGCAAAAAUUUUAAACCGCUUGAUUCCCAAACUCCCUCUUGGUUCGAUCGAAUCAAAAUGGGUCUCAAGGGAUCCCAAACAGGUGGAGGCAUAUGACACUGAUGAGCUAAAUUAUCACGGAGGUCUGUGCGUCUCGUUCGGAAUGCAGCUGAUGGAUGCAGCGGCCCGCAUCAAGAGAGAAUUACCCAACAUUACAUGGCCUUACUUCAUUCUCCACGGCGAUGCCGACAAGCUUUGUGACAUCGGAGGCUCUCAUCUACUGUAUAAUGAGGCCAAGAGCACUGAUAAAGAACUAAAGGUGUAUGAAAAAGCCUACCAUGCCCUACACCAUGACUUACCUGAAACAGUUGAGUCUGUCUUAAAAGAGGUGAGCACUUGGAUCCUGGAGAGACUUCCCAGCCCUCAUGAGUCUUAGCUGUCAAUCACCGCAUACACAGUUGCCUAAGCCCUACCCUCUACCCAAUCUUUCAUCUCUAUGACAAAGAGAUGUCUGACUGCACUACAUGCCAACAAAACUACCCUCAUUCUAAUUUACCUAAAUGAUAAGAGGUCAUUAGUACGUGACCUUUGACCUAGAGGUCCAGUUAAGCUUUAAUAUGCCCAGUAAGGGUUCUGUGGGAGUUUAUACUGCCUGAACAGCAGUCAUUACUAUGUUCCUGUGGCUCAGUGGCAGAGCAUUGCGUUAGCAGCGCAAAAGAUCAUGGGGAACACACACAUACUGGUAAAAA
Messenger RNA from Carassius carassius (crucian carp), 1396 nucleotides. Its product is annotated as monoglyceride lipase-like. Gene Ontology annotation, cellular component: membrane. Bases 181 to 1083 code for a protein of 300 amino acids. Lineage: Eukaryota; Metazoa; Chordata; Actinopteri; Cypriniformes; Cyprinidae. The record is from RefSeq and is a predicted model, not a curated record. The transcript is spliced from 8 exons. Gene Ontology annotation, molecular function: lipase activity.